Messenger RNA from Thlaspi arvense, 1344 nucleotides. The record is from the annotation of a GenBank genome assembly. NCBI's taxonomy places the organism in Eukaryota, Viridiplantae, Streptophyta, Magnoliopsida, Brassicales, Brassicaceae.
AUGAUCUGGGCUAUGACAGAACUCGUUAGAAACCCUAGAGUGAUGAAGAAAGUACAAGAAGAGAUCCGAGCCACACUCGGAAACGAAAAGAAGAUAAUCACCGAAGAUGACCUAAGAAAAGUUGAUUACUUACAACACGUAAUCAAAGAAACAUUGAGAUUGCACCCACCAGUUCCACUUGUGCCUAGACAAACAAUGUCCCACGUCAAGAUCCAAGGCUACGAUCUUCCCCCGAAAACAUCAAUCCAAGUUAACGUAUGGACGAUAGGGCGUGACCCGAAGCGUUGGACCGACCCUGAAGAUUUCAUCCCUGAACGGUUUAUCGAUUCUUCUGUAGAUUUUAGAGGGCAGAACUUUAACCUAUUACCGUUUGGCUCUGGUCGAAGGAUAUGUCCGGCGAUUCCAAUGUCGGUUGCUGGUAUAGAAUUGGCACUGUUGAACUUUCUUUACUUCUUCGAGUGGAGAUUGCCUGAUGGGGUGAAUAUUGGAGACAUUGAUAUGGAGGAAGCUGGGACUCUCUCCGUAGUCAAGAAACUACCUCUCGACAUAUUUAUAGCAGGAGUUAACACAAGCGCAUACACAAUGAUAUGGGCAAUGACCGAACUGAUAAGAAACCCGAGAGUGAUGAAGAAAGUGCAAGACGAGAUCCGAACAACACUUGGGAACAAGAAACAGAGAAUCACAGAACAAGAUCUCACAAAACUUCAUUACUUCAAGCUAAUGGUUAAGGAGACAUUAAGGUUACACCCUCCAGCUCCACUUUUGCUCCCAAGAGAGACUUCGUCUCACAUCAAGAUCCAAGGCUACGAUAUUCCCGCAAAAACUAAGAUCUUGAUCAACGCUUACGCGAUUGCACGUGACCCAGAGCUAUGGACAAACUCGGAUGAGUUUAACCCUGACAGGUUUCUUGACAGUUCCGUAGAUUACAAGGGACUGAACUUCGAGCUUUUACCGUUUGGGUCUGGUAGGAGAAUUUGCCCAGGAAUGCCAUUAGGGAUUGCCAUUGUUGAAUUAGGAUUGUUGAAUUUGCUUUACUUCUUUGAUUGGGGAUUGCCGGAGAAGGAAGAAGCCGACAAGAUCAUCAUCGGAAAUGAAGUUGCUCUUGACCUCUUUCAAGUUUUUCACCACUAGAAAUCUGAUUUCUUUGUUACAACUUCUGGUUGGUAAGAAUUAAGACUCAUGGAGUCUACAGUCUACUUAUCCGACUUAUUAGUUUGGUUAUUCAACGUUUGUGCUAUUCAGAAGUUGUUGAAGUAUUAGAAAAACCUAAAAAACGAAUACGUAUUCGAGUAUAAUUCUCAAAAUGAAAUUGGGCCCCGAUUUCAAAGAUUCGCUAUUAAUUGC